Molecule: messenger RNA, 5197 nt
Organism: Scleropages formosus (Asian bonytongue)
Lineage: Eukaryota; Metazoa; Chordata; Actinopteri; Osteoglossiformes; Osteoglossidae
Gene: rasa2
Product: RAS p21 protein activator 2
Exons: 24
Coding region: 302-2770 (822 amino acids)
Biological process (GO): regulation of GTPase activity; intracellular signal transduction
Source: RefSeq, a predicted model, not a curated record
GUGUUGCCUCCGAUUCACACGACGCUUCAGCGCUUCUUCCGUUCGCCCGUCAUUCUCACAACUUCCGUUUGUUCUGCGGCCCGAGUCGCUGUAUCGAUUCACACCAGCGCCCGGCGUGACGUCAUAGUGACGUCGCCCUGAUGUCGGCGCGUGUCGGUGUGAGUGUGUGGCCAAUGGGCUCGCAGCGCCCCGCUGGAGGCCGGGCUUCCAGGCCGUCGACUCGCCUUCAGACGGAUGUGAGAAGUUGAAUGUACAGUACGCGCACAGACACACACACAGACAGAAACACGCCGCUCGGACCAUGGCGGAAGAAGACGAAGCGAGGAUUCGGGUCCUACAGAGUCUGCGGGGAAAGAUCUGUGAUGCAAAGAACCUGGCUUCCUGCUCUGGGUCGACCCGCCUUAGAGAUGCUUGCACCUUCUGCACCAUCAGCUUGGACCAGGAGGAGGUCUACCGGACCAAGGUGUUGGAGAAAAGUCUCAGCCCUUUCUACGGAGAAGAUUUCUACUUUGAAAUUCCACGACCGUUUCAGUAUUUGUCCUUCUAUGUUUAUGCCAAGACUGUUUUCCAGCGGGACCUGCCUAUAGGGAAAGUGUCGAUCCGUAAAGAAGAUCUGAGUCAAUACAGUGGGAAAGAGCACUGGCACAGCCUGCAGCCUGUGGAUGCAAACUCUGAGGUCCAGGGGAAGGUUCACCUCGAAAUGCGGCUGAAUGAAGUGAUCACUGAGAACGGAUCCAUGUGUCAGCAGCUGCUCGUCCAGAUCAUAGAGUGCCAGGGUCUGCCGCUGGUCAACGGGCAGAGCUGCGACCCCUAUGCCACCGUGUCACUAGUAGGACCCGCCAGGUCUGACCAGAAGAAGACCAAAGUGAAGAAGAAAACUAGCGACCCUCAGUUUGGGGAGACGUUCCAUUUUGAGGUGACGCGCUCCAGCAGCUACACAAAAAAGUCCCAAUUCCAGGUGGAAGACGAGGACAUCGAGAAGCUGGAAAUCAAGGUGGAUCUGUGGAACAACGGCAACCUGGCGCAGGAUGUUUUCCUGGGAGAGACGCGCGUGCCUGUUAAGAUCUUGCGCAACGACACCUGCCACCGGGCUUGGUAUUUGUUACAGCCGAAAGGCAACGGCAAGACUUCAAAGGUGGAUGAGCUGGGCUCGCUGCGUCUGAAGGUGACUUAUACGGAGGACAACGUUCUGCCAUCAGACUAUUACACACCCCUCCGCACGCUGCUGCUCAAGUCCCCUGAAGUGAAGCCCAUCUCUGCGUCGGCGGCCCACAUCCUGGGGGACAUCUGCCGGGAACGGUACGUGCUGCCCAUGGUGCGGCUGCUGCUGCAUCACAACUGCCUGGUACCCUUCGUGUCUGCUGUGGCUGCCAUGGAGCUGGACCACACGCAGGAAGCCAACACCAUUUUCCGAGGAAACUCCCUGGCGACGCGCUGCAUCGAUGACAUGAUGAAGAUCGUAGGCCGGAGCUACCUGACCAUCACCCUGAAGCCUGUGCUGGACGAGAUCUGUGAAUCCAAUAAGUCGUGUGAGAUUGACCCCAUGAAGCUGAAGGAGGGAGACAAUGUUGAGGCCAACAAGGAGAACCUCCAGCUGUACGUCCAGAAGGUUUUCUCCUCCAUCACUCAGUCCAGCGCCAGCUGCCCCCCAGUCAUGUGUGAUGUGUUUCGCUCCCUCCGACAGAUGGCUUCCAGGCGCUUUCCUGACGACCCGCAAGUGCAGUACUCUGCCGUCAGCAGCUUUGUGUUCCUGCGCUUCUUUGCCGUGGCCGUUUUGUCGCCACACAUCUUCCAGCUGCGUCCUCAUCACCCGGACACAGAUGUUACUCGGACCUUGACCCUCAUCUCCAAAACCAUUCAGACUCUGGGGAGCCUGGGCAGUUUGUCCAGGAACAAGCUAUCCAGUUUUAAAGAGUCGUUCAUGUACGAUUUCUUCAAGUCUUUCCAAGAAGAUAAAUACGUGGAGGAAGUUAAAAAGUUCCUCAACGAAAUUUCCUCCAACGUGAGUAAGGAGUCCAGCGGCAUCGAGGACUCCGUAGUUCUCAAAGAGGGGGAGGUCCAGAAACGUGCGCAGGGCAGAAAGCGGAUCGGCAAGAAGAACUUCAACAAGCGCUGGCUCUGCGUCACCAACAGGCAGCUCUCAUACCACAAGCAGAGGGGAAAGGAGCCGCUGAACGUCAUUCCAGUGGAGCACAUCCUGGGGGUGGAGAAGCUGGACGAGAGCGCCUUCAAUCGCAAAAAUAUGUUCCAGGUGAUUCUCCCGGAGAAGCCGCUCUACAUCCAGGCGAGUAACUGCGUGGAGGCCAGAGAGUGGGUAGAGGUCAUCAGCCAGGUCAGUCGCUGCAAUGAGGGUCGCCGCAGCCACUUCCACCCCUCGGCGUACCUGUCUAGCGCAUGGCUCUGCUGCAAGGCAACCUGUGAGGACCAGCCGGGCUGCAAACCCUGCACCAUGCUCACUUUGGCGAACCUUCAAUUGGACAUCGACUGUGACCGUGAAACAGAGAGGAUCUUCUCCCUGUUCUCUGCCAACAUCUCCAAGCUGCAGAAGAUGGAAGACGCCUGCGCCAGCAUCGCUGUGUAUCAGGGUCCCCAGAAGGAGCAGGAGGAGUACUCGCUGUUCACCAUCCAGGACCCCAAGGAGACCUUCCAGACCAUCCAGCAGAUACGCAUCGUCUUGGAGGACUUGCAGAAUCAGCACGAGGCCUUCAAGAGUGUGUUAACUGCCAAGUAUGGCAGCCAGGAGAACCCCAUAGUGGGGAAAGCAACGUAGCCCGUGGUCCCUGCUGGCCCAGAGCGCCAGUGACGGAGGUGGAAACACGCGGACCGUUUGACACUGGAGAAAACGCACUGACGAUGCUGCUCAGAGAGGGAGGACCCGGGAGCCUUGCAGGUGGAGAUCAUGGCACCGCACCGUCGACUUGAGGUGGAGCGCAAGGAGACGGGCUCCCUCACAAAGGCCAGGACCUCAUGGAUUCCUAUAGAAGAAGAAGGGAUGAGAAGAAUAAAGGCGUCGGCCUUCAGCAACCACAGAACCUUAAAUCUCUCCCAAUCCUGCACCUUUAUUUAUUUCCUCGGAGCUGUGAAAGCAGAUGCUGUCCUGUAUGGGCAGAACUUCUAACGUACUUUAUUACAAAAUUAUUUUUUUUUAAAUGUCAUGCGUCAACAAUCAACCUCGCUUUCACAAUCCUCCUGUCCUUGCUGUCUGAUCCCUACAGACGUGGUAAAAUGACGGGUAGCGUGGUAAAGGGAGUGUUCUGCCAUUCUGUCUGUUGAUUUGUUUGAACUCCUUUGACCGAAUGAUUAACAGAAGUUGCCUUAUUUUAUUUAUGGAUGUACAGAAUAAUCAACUUUUGAUAUUCUUGGGGAGGAAAUGAUGGUAAAGCACUUUAAAUGUACGUUUGGAAUAUUCCAAAUGAAUGAUAAUGAUACUUAGUAUCAGUUGCGCUCCUUAUUGAUCAGUUAAAUGAUCGACUCUAAUGUUGUAAGUCUUGUACAGUGAAGUUUGUAUCUUUACUUUUUUAUAGUUAUUUUUCUGACACCAAAGAGGACCAUGUUGUCUCUCUGAAAGGGCAGCCGUGUGUUUGCGACGCUUUUGCACGCGAAGAACUCUCUCUCUUACUUUGUUCCCCUACUUGUACCAGAAGCGCUGUGAAGAAGGGGCUGCUUCCGGCUGCCCAGCCACUCUCGUGCUCUCUCGUCGUGUUUUGCACCAUCGCCCCCCUCAGCACAGCACUCACCGGGUGGAAACUCUGUUUUGCCCCAUUGUGGUUUUUCGCUCGUUUUCUCAUUAGCUUUACGUCUGUCAGGCGAAGUGGUGCCUCCAGAACAACCAGUACUAACUUGAAUUUUAUUCCACUGUGCAAGGGAAGCAUUUAUUCAUGUUUAUACACAACAGGGAACUUUGUGCAUCCCCUCCCCCGCAGUGCAACCUGUUUUUCAGAAUUUACAUAUUUACUCUAUGUGGUACGCUUGGUAAACAGUCAGUGUUUCCCAUGUGAAGGUACUCUGUCCCGUUCACACCAGUAGGUGAAUUGGGAUGCUUCAGUCUGAACACUGGGAGUUGUGUUCCUACACAAGGAGUUGUCAUGAGGUCACUCGGCUGAUCUCACACGGUACUUUUAUGCACGGGGACAGUUCACCGCAGUACAGUACUUGCUGACCAGUGUAACUCAGCUGGUCAAACUGCACUGUGUAUGACAUAAUUUUACAUUAACAUGCAAGCUCCACGCCAGUGUAUGAGCGCUCAUGUGUGUUGUCUGUAUGAUUCUCUGCCCACACAUCGCUGACACGCAGGUCCGGCUCUGCUGUGAUUUAGUGUUUUUCUGACACAUCCCCCUAACUGCUCAUAUUGCUGCUGUUCUGAUGUUUUUUUAUUCCAACACCUUUCUGUCCUCAGCUGCAGUUAGAUGAUAUAUAACCAUAUGAAGUUCUGCAUGAUCACCAGUACACAAGUCCAUGCACACACACACGCCAUCCAAUUUAAACUCUAGUUGAUGUCACAUUGAUUGCUGUUUCACAUAUUGAAAGUUGCUUUGACUAUUAAUUUAAAUGUCGCAGUAACACAAAAGUGAAUUUUAGCUAGGCUUUAACCUUGUUUCUCCAGGAGUUUGAAGCUUCUAGAAGGAUCUUCUACAUCAUUCUUGGUGCCUUAGAGGAAUGAAGCUCUUGAGGGCUUUGUGCUGCUCCUUUGCAACCACCGAAUGUGGGUGUUUCCGCUGAGCUGCCCUGCCUAUAAGGUUUACCAGGGUACCAGUAGGGGUCCCAAAGAAACCAGAGCGUCUGUCACAAUCAGGCAAUCGCCAGCCAUCUCCAUCACGCUGCCCCCUGUUCUGAAUCAUCUUGGACUAAAUAUGCAUCUGCUUAAAGUGAAAUAAAUUUUGCAAUAAAGUAAAAUGAGAUUCCUUCUAGACCCAAGGCUCUGAGAUGCUUCAAAGCAGUUUUAUUGAGCAGUAAAGUGGAAAGAUCCCUGCCAGUUGUCAUGUUUUGGAGUUAUCUGGCUGUUUUGGAGCUGUUACUCAAGAUGUAUAAAGAUGAGUUACUGUGCCAAAGGUAUGAGUAUGGGACACUGGUCUGGAAAAACACCCAUUAGACUCAGUUGGGUGUCAGCCCUUAAUAUUCUCUAAACGUUUCCAUGUUAUGCAGAAACAAUUCACUUCAAAGCAGCUUGUCGUGGUAUGUUUGUUACUAUAUGUAUUGG